AUGGCCUACCAAGGCAUAGGAGGAGGCAACGGCCUCAGAUCUCCCCGCGAAGAAUCGUCGUUCCUUUCCCUGAAUCGUGCCGCUCAGAACGGCGAUGGCCGCGCGACCCUGCAGCGGCGCUUCACGACCAACAACAUUCCAACCAUGAGCACACCAUUGUCGCCAAUUGGACAACAACGCAGACAGGCGGCAGAGCCGGCCGAAUUUACUACAGCGCUCGAGAGGAAACGAAUCGAACACGAGUAUCUCAAAGAAGCGAAACGGCGCUUUGACGCUGAGAUGGAGCUUCUUAACUUGCAAGCCCAGCAUGGCGAGGCUGACAUCAACCGAUUCUCAACCGAUCACUACGGCGGACCUGCUCAUAGCCAGCCCACCACACCGCCUGAGUAUAACGAGAGCAAAGGUUUCCCGUCUGCGCUAUCGCGCCCGAACCGUUUCAGUAUGUCCAGUAUCAAUCCGGGUAUUACCACACGCGGUAGCCGCGCCAACUCUCAGGUUACUUCUCCUCCUGCCAACUUCCAGGGCAACGGCAAUUUGCCUUCGCACUCGAUGCCAGGAUCUCGUCGCAACUCUGAUGAGGACCACGACGAUUUCGAGAACGACGACUUCACUCCUCUGAGUCCGGCUGCCCGCAAAAACAACCGCAUGUCGAUGCCCGUUACCAGAAUGGAUUACGGCAACCGCAGCGGCCUUCCAGAUGUGACCUCUCUUCUGGGUCACAUUGACACAGCUGGUUUCUUGUUUGGUGAUGACUCAGCUGCUUCUCAAGAUCACAAGGCGUUCCUUCAAAUGGGCAACACAAAGGACGACUUUCCAGUCUUGGUCCGUCGCGACGGUGCUGGUAAUGGUACGAAACUCUCUGCAUCUUCUGCUGCACUUGAUUUGGCCCUCUCACAAUCCCCUGGCCCGGAUGCUCAAUCCACUGGUUGGAACGGAUUCCGUCACCGUCAGGCUCAACAGUCCCUUCCUGCUAACACUUUCCAUAAAGCCUCACAGAUGGACGAUUAUGAAUCUGGUCGUUCCAACGGCAAUGUCGAGAAUACGCCCAAGAACAACCGUCGCUCGGUUGAGUUCAACUUCAGCCCCAAGAACAACGAGUCUAAGCGCUCUAGCUACGGCGGCCCAACCAACGGCAUGCCCAAGUUGACCCAGUCCUACUCUACGAACGAUGUUCCAACCCUCAAGAAUGGAGGCAACGGUGCCAGUAGCAUCGGUUUCACGCACUCGCAGCAAUUCCACAACCACAACGCUAGUCUUGGUCGUAUUCCGUCGAAUGUUCUGUCCAACCGUAACAGCCGUGACCUGUCGCUCGGUAAUCGAGAGGCUGAGUAUCGAUCCCCACAGUCAGGGUUGCACGCGAGCGCUGCUCCUUUCGGCCCCGCAAUCACAUCAGCUGCUAACGGCAACGGCGGAGUCCCGUCGACAGUCGGUUCACCAGCUAUGUCACAGUACUCCAGUGUCUCAGCUGCCAAUCCAGGCUACUAUGGAUACGGUAUGAAUAUGCUCAACGGCGCUAUGAACGGUCUCAACCUCGGGGCUGGAGCUGGUUCCGGACCUCAGUUCGGUGGACCUCCUGCUUACGGUCCUAACGGGAUGUACGGUAGCGGACCGCCGCAGUACAACCCAUACGCUACCUAUGGACCAGGUGGCCGUGUACAGGACAGCCAGGCUCGCGUCAUUCAGAGCCGUCGACUGCAAAACGAUGCCAACAAGUACAUGAACUACGAUCUGAAGACCAUGCCCCGUCACGAGAUCUACAGCUUGUGUAAAGAUCAGCACGGCUGCCGGUUCCUGCAGAAGAAGCUUGAGGAGCGCAACGCGGAAAACAUUCAGAUCAUCUUCGACGAGACUGCCCCUCAUGUUGUUGAACUCAUGACCGACCCCUUCGGCAACUACCUCUGCCAGAAGUUGUUGGAAUACUGCAACGACGAGCAGCGCAAUACGCUUGUUCGCAAUGCCUCACCUGCUAUGGUUCAGAUUGCGUUCAACCAGCACGGCACUCGCGCCUUGCAGAAGAUGAUCGAGUUCAUCUCCACCGAUGAUCAGACCCAAAUGAUUAUCCGAGCAUUGUCAGGACAGGUUGUGGAUCUCAUCCAGGAUCUGAACGGCAACCACGUCAUCCAGAAGUGCUUGAACCACCUCAAGUCCGUGGAGGCUCAGUUCAUCUUCGAUGCUGUAGGCGAGAACUGCAUUACUGUCGGCACACACCGCCAUGGUUGCUGUGUUCUUCAGCGUUGCAUUGAUCACGCCGUUGGCUUCCAGAAGGUCGACCUCAUUCGCAAGAUCACUGCACACAGCUUCCACCUUGUGCAGGACCCAUUCGGCAACUAUGUUGUUCAGUACAUCCUUGAUCUCAACGACGCUGCCUUCACAACGCCCAUGUGUCAGGGCUUCCAGGGCAAGAUUUGCGAGCUGUCCAAGCAGAAGUUCAGUUCCAACGUCAUCGAGAAGUGCAUCCGCUGUGCUGAGCCACACGUCAAGGGCAUGAUGAUUGAAGAGUUGCUUGACGUCGAGCAGCUUGAGCAGCUCAUGCGCGACUCAUACGGCAACUAUGUUAUUCAGACUGCACUCGAGUUUGCUCCCGCCGAGCUAUGCGUGCACCUUAUUGAGGCUAUGCGUCCGAUACUGCCUUCAAUCCGCCAGACUCCGUAUGGUCGUCGUAUUAUGAGCAAGGUUGGAGAGCGUGAGAGCCGUCUUGCUGCAUACACCGGUCGUACUUCUUCCGGUCAGGCUUCCCCUGGUACUACUCAGGACUCCGAGGCUAGCGCAGUAUUCAGUCAGGCCCCACCCCAAUACCAGUCUGGUAAUGUUCCAGCUAGCUACCAAGGUCCCAACGGCUCUUCUGGCUUUCAGACACCAAUGUACACGGCAACCGCGUACGGUCCUAGUAUCAUUUCACCUCAACCCCACCGUCAGCCACACCGCUUGAGCAACCCACAACACAUGCACAACCCUAUGCAAGGCAACCGUCAGAACUAUCAGGGUUACCAGAACCAGCACCAGUACGGUGUUGCUCAAACCAAUGGUGGCAACGGCACCUGGUUCUAA
Molecule: messenger RNA, 3048 nt
Organism: Alternaria atra
Lineage: Eukaryota; Fungi; Ascomycota; Dothideomycetes; Pleosporales; Pleosporaceae
Exons: 4
Coding region: 1-3048 (1015 amino acids)
Biological process (GO): post-transcriptional regulation of gene expression
Cellular component (GO): cytoplasm
Molecular function (GO): mRNA binding
Source: RefSeq, a predicted model, not a curated record